Messenger RNA from Doryrhamphus excisus (bluestripe pipefish), 2809 nucleotides. RefSeq names its product opioid growth factor receptor (gene ogfr). Gene Ontology annotation, molecular function: opioid growth factor receptor activity. Lineage: Eukaryota; Metazoa; Chordata; Actinopteri; Syngnathiformes; Syngnathidae. Gene Ontology annotation, cellular component: membrane. The record is from RefSeq and is a predicted model, not a curated record.
AACGCCCACUCGAGCACCUGAAGGCACCAUCGCCGCCAAGAGCAGAGCAGAUCGGAGAGAGGCGAUGGCGGCCUGCAAAGAUAGGCUGGUCAAGACUGUCCCCGUCUAACCCGAACGUGCCAGUGUAGCUGGAUCCAUGCACAUAGACGGUGGGGAACAAUCUCGGAUAGCUUUAGGUGGUUUCUGCCGUUUUGGGAAUCAUGGAGGACGACUGUGUGUGUGAUUACGACUCGACCUGGGACACGGAGAGUGAUGGAGAGGACACGACCGGAGAUGGUCAACCUCGUCGGUCCAACCAGGACAAAAACAAAUGUAGUUGGACUUUGGUAUCGUGGCAUCACACGCCCAGAAACAUGAGGGCAGCAAAGGACAUGCAGAAUUACAGAAGAGGAUACCCUAAUCUUGCAGACGACGAGUGCUCGGAGGACAAAAUGAACAACUUGCAGUUCUACCUCAAUAAAUUUCCCUCUGCACCAGAUGAUGUCUACAUUGAGUCCUUCCUCAAAGAAUGGAAAAAUGACUACAAAAGGCUGGAGAGAGUUCACUCAUACAUUCAGUGGCUGUUCCCACUCCGCGAACCAGGGGUAAACUACAUGGCUUCUGAACUCACCAAGAAGGAAAUUGAGGCAUUUAAGUGUAAUGAGGAUGCCAAAAAGAGGCUGGUGGAGUCCUAUGAACUCAUGUUGGGCUUCUACGGCAUGCGCCUAGUUAACAAAGAGACCGGUGAGGUGACACGAGCAGACAAUUGGAAAGAGCGCUUUGGGAACCUUGAGCGGAACAUGCACAACAACCUGCGCAUCACUCGCAUCCUGAAGAGCCUGGGGGAGCUGGGUUUUGAGCACUAUCAGGCACCGCUCGUGCGCUUCUUUCUUGAGGAGACUCUGAUCAAGAAGAACCUCACCAGUGUUAAACGCAGUGUACUCGACUACUUUCUGUUUGCGGUUCUGGAUAAACAAAAACGCCAGGAGUUGGUGCGCUUCGCCUACCUUCACUUUGAACCAAAGGAUAAAUUUGUGUGGUGUCCCAGGAAGAUUCAGAAGCAGUUCAGGAAGGCAGAGAAACAAUCAGAAGCUGUUGGCAAUGGAGACUGUCGGGAUGACGUCUAUUCAAGGGCUAAAAGCAAAGAUGGAGAAAAGGGGGUUCACCUAAAAGAGGAGGAACUGGACAAUUCAGAAAAGGCACAGAAAGAAACUGAAACACGUAAAGACAAAAUCAAACAAUCUGAGUCAACGUCUCAUCCCAAAGCAGAUAAAAUGACUGUUGGAAAUGGGACCAAUAGUCAACCAGAGACCAAUAACAGUUUAGGGAACAGCAACGAGUCUGCUGAUGAUGUUGAUGAAAUGGAUCAAUCGCCCACUCCAGACACUGUGACUGUAAAAACUGAGCCAACUUAUAUCGAGUUUAAAUCUACAAACAGUUCACAGGACACCAUUCACGAACCCAACAAUGUCAUGCAAAUGGAUGAAGAUGCGGGCAUAGAGGAGCCUCCGAAGAAGAAGAGAGAAGAGAGCGUGACGAUGCAGAGCAACGGCAUCUCAGCUGGAGAUGUGGGCACCGGCCAGGCAGAGGGGAAGGCUGGUGGCAACGCAGCCUCUGGCCAAAUAAGCUCGCCUGCUCAAACACCUCUUAAGACUUCAAAACAUUCACCCUGUCUGUCAUCGGGGAGGGAAGAGAAGAUCCCAAGGACUGAUUUUACUCAAGUGCCAGAUAAAGAUGACAAAGUGUCAGAGGCAAACGGGAGCAGUCAUAAAAAAGGGGACGAACAGACAACUGAGAAGUCUGAGGACAUAGACAUGGAGUCAAACCCCUCUAGUGUAGACCCCAACGUGGGUAACACAUGAAUAGUUCCUGUAUUACCUCAGCCCUACUCCAGUGCUUUUCAGUCUAAAUGGUUCUCUCCUAACAAGAGUUAUUGGUAUUGUUCAGUUUUGAGGAAGAACAAUUGCUGUCCAUUACUUUUCUUGGAGUUGUAGUAUUCUACACACAUCAGUGUUCUAUCUAGAGAUUGACACUUUGUUGAAUUGUUGCCCGAAAAAUUAGCAAUUUGCAACCAACUGAAAAAUACCUGCCAAUUUAUCAAUCAAUACUUUGCAUUGUUAAUUUAGAAAAGGCAGACUCAUUAGAGUCUAAUUAUAUGGCGAGUGACAUUUAAACUUAUACACAAUGAAAUCACAAGCUAAAGUAGUGACUGAUGAAGAAUUUUUAUUUUGUUUCUAUAUUGUAGGUUAUGAUUUUCAUUUGAAGGAAUACUAUAAAUUGACUCUUUACUUUUGUCUGCAACUCCCUCACGGAAAAAAAUUAUAUUAUGAUUCACAUUUAAUUCCUCUAUUGGAUCCAGAAAUCACUAUUGUGAAAUUAAAUGAAGUGCUGUUUUUUUUUUGUUAACUGUCAAUCAGUACUUUCGCAAGAAUAUGUUGUUUUGCACUGAAGAAUGAUUUUGAAAGGUUUUUGUUUCCCUUUGCGGGCUGUCUUUGUGUUCAUGCUGGACUCAUUGUCACAAAAGGUGUCUUUUCAGUGAUGUUGCUUUCGCACGACUGGGAAAUCGACUUUUGGACAUCAGAAAGCCUUGCCAAAAAUGUGAUAGACUGCUUGAUUGUAUUUAAAAUAAUUUUUUUGUCCUUGCGUCACAUUUGUGAAGCCAAGGGGCUUGUUUUUUUGUUUUUUUUCUUUCCUCAACACUUGCACUUAAUUUUAAAUAUGAACUGCCUGAUUUAAAGUUAAGAUGCUUCAGUUCUUUGUAUGUGACCUUGCUUCCAAUUGAAGACCUGGUUGUUUAAAAGCAGAAUAAAGAUAUUUUCUGACACUUGGA